This is a messenger RNA of Malus domestica (apple), 3238 nucleotides long. Its product is annotated as putative receptor-like protein kinase At3g47110. NCBI's taxonomy places the organism in Eukaryota, Viridiplantae, Streptophyta, Magnoliopsida, Rosales, Rosaceae. Gene Ontology annotation, biological process: protein phosphorylation. Gene Ontology annotation, molecular function: protein kinase activity; ATP binding; protein binding. The record is from RefSeq and is a predicted model, not a curated record.
GAGUGGGUUUGCCUCCAACAAUGACAUUUUCUCUCCACUAAUUACCAUCGAUUACAACUCUUGCUUUUGCUUCCUCUCCUUACUCUGCCCUCAUAUUUAAAUCCCAUCUCUCUUUCUCUGUUUCAGCAUAUUCUUUUGCUUUCCCAUUCUAGUUGAUAGUUCACAGUCCACACUCCAUUUCUAGCUUUUGCCUUCAAAGCCUUUUCUUCUCCUUCAAAAUUUCUCAAUCUUUUUUUCUGUAUGUAACGAACUGCAAUUAAUCGAGACAAGGAGUCAACAGUUAUGUCAGCAUCCCUUUAUUCGUAACUGCACGGUGAGUAAAGCGAUUAGUGACGGAUAGGCACCCACAAACGUUACUGUAGCGGCCAAAGGUUACAAAAACAAAAAGAGCAAACAUGGAGCAUUCACGUACCAAUGGAAAGCUUGUUUUAUUGAAAUUCCUGCAUGGUUUCAUUCUUUUAUGGAUGAUCACAUGUCCGGAAUCUGCAGCACUUCACAGCCCUACUCUGCUUGGAAACGAAUCUGACCGCUUGGCUUUGCUUGAUUUCAAGAAAAGAAUAACUGGAGAUCCUCUCAAUGUCAUGAGCUCAUGGAAUCAUUCCACCGAUAUCUGCAGUUGGUUUGGGGUUUCUUGUCACCGUUCCACCAAAAGAGUCUUGACGUUGAACCUAGAAGCUCAAAAAUUGGUAGGCUCCCUACCACCUUCCAUUGGAAAUCUUACUUACAUCACUAGACUCAACCUGGGAAAAAACAUGUUUCAUGGUGAAAUUCCUCAAGAAAUAGGUCGUCUAAGAAGCUUGCAAUACCUCAACCUGUCUAGCAAUUCUUUCAGCGGGAAAAUUCCAACUAAUAUAUCGCACUGCGCACAACUAAGAAUGCUUAAUCUUGAAGUCAAUGGGAUUACUGGGUCAAUUCCAAUCCAACUCAUUUCAUUGUUGCGUUUAACUCAUCUGAGGCUUUCAAGUAACAAUCUCAGUGGAACCAUCCCAGGUUGGAUAGGAAACUUUUCUUCUUUGACUAGACUUCAUCUUGGCGACAAUAAUUUGCAAGGAAGCAUACCCACUGAGCUUGCGCAUAUAACAGGCUUGGAUAGCCUCAUAGUUUCAGAGAAUAAUCUGUCUGGUAUGGUUCCAUCUAGAAUCUAUAAUAUUUCUUCCAUACGUUAUAUCAGUGUUUCUGUCAACCAGUUGCAUGGAGAGCUACCACCAAAUCUCGGCACUAUGCUUCCUAAUCUCGUAGGAUUUUACUGCUUUAUGAACAAAUUCAGAGGAAAUAUUCCUGCAUCAUUUUCCAAUGCUUCUAGAUUUCAAUUGCUUGAUCUUGGUAUGAAUUGGCUUACUGGGACACUCCCUGGUGAAAGUCUAGGAAGCUUGCGAAGCUUAGUUAAGUUAAGCGUUGAAGGCAAUCAACUAGGAAAAAGGAAGGUUGGUGACUUGAAUUUUCUCAGUUUCUUGGCUAAUUGCACUAGUUUGGAGCAUUUGGGUCUUGGCUUUAAUAAUUUUGGUGGAGGAAUUCCGGGAUCCAUAGCCAACCUUUCGACCCAACUUCAUUAUCUUAGUCUGGGGGGAAAUGUUAUACAUGGAAGCCUCCCUAACGGCAUUGGAAAUCUUAUAAACUUGACCUUUCUAGCAUUAGAACAUAACCAUUUGGGCGGUAUUGUCCCUGAUGAAAUUGGGAAGCUAAAGAAGUUAGAGCAACUGUAUUUGGAUGUUAACCAAUUUUCUGGGUCAAUCCCAUCUUCCCUUGGUAACAUGACUUCAUUGUUAAACCUCUACAUGGAGUCUAACGGGUUUGAGGGAAGUAUACCUCCAAGUCUUGGAAACUGCCAAAACCUAUUGGAUCUUGACCUUUCAAAUAACAACCUUACGGGCACCAUACCUAAAAUGCUUAUGAAGCUUUCAACCCUUUCAAUUUCUUUAGACCUGUCUGACAAUUAUUUGACUGGUCCACUGCCCUUUGAAGUGGGUGAUUUAGUGCAUCUCAUGGAGCUAAAUGUAUUAAGAAACAAUUUAUCUGGUGAAAUCCCGAGCAGCCUCGGCAGUUGUGCUAGUUUGGAGCACUUGUAUUUGCAAGGUAAUAAGUUUCAAGGAACAAUUCCUCAAUCUCUUAAAGAUUUAAAAGCCUUGGAAAAACUUGAUCUUUCAAGCAACAACUUGUCUGGUCAAAUUCCUGAAUUCAUAGGCAAGCUUGGUGCUCUCAAGUAUCUCAAUCUUUCAUAUAAUGAUUUUGAGGGCGAGUUGCCUAAAGAAGGUAUUUUUGCAAAUGUAAGUGGUGUCUCUGUUCUUGGGAAUCAUAGGCUUUGUGAUGGCAUCCCACAAUUACAUCUACCUCCAUGCCCCCCAAAAAAACACCACUCAUCUCGAGGAUUACAUUCCCCAAAAGUAGUCAUCCCCAUAGCCUGUGUACUUGGAAUCAUAAUUGCUUUAUCUUGCUUCUUUGGUGCUUGUUCAAAGCUAAAAAGGUCAAGAGAUAGACUUGCAACUUCACGUUCUUAUAAGGAUUGGAAAUUAGGUGUCUAUUACUCACAACUUGUUGAAUCAACUAACGGGUUCUCUCUGGAUAAUCUUAUUGGUUUGGGAAGUUUUGGUUCUGUUUAUAAAGGGGUAAUUCCUAGUGAUGGAACAGUAGUUGCUGUUAAGGUAUUAAACCUUCAACAACAAGGAGCUUCCAAGAGUUUCAUGGAUGAAUGCAAAGUUUAAGGAGUAUAAGGCACCGUAAUCUUCUCAAGAUCAUGACUGCAUGCUCAAGCAUUGAUAACCUGGGCAAGGACUUCAAAAGUCUAGUUUUCGAGUUCAUGACAAAUAGAAGUCUAGACUCAAUGUUGUAUCCAAGAUAUGAGAAGGAAUCUCCAAGUAAAAGAAUGAGUUUUAUGCAAAGAUUGAACAUUGCCAUUGAUGUUGCUUCUGGUUAGAUUAUCUCCACCACCAUUGUGAAACAACCAUUAUUCAUUGUGAUUUAAAGCCAAGCAACGUACUUCUUGAUGAAGAUAUGGUAGCUCAUGUUGGGGAUUUUGGUUUAGCAAGGUUCCUCUUUGAAACAUCAGAUGACCCCUCAUUCAGUCAAACAAUGUCAUCUCAGCUCAAGGGUUCUAUAGGCUACAUUCCUCCAGAGUACGGCACAGGAGGCCAAGUUUCCAUACUUGGAGAUGUUUACAGCUAUGGGAUACUAUUGCUGGAAAUGUUCACAAGAAAAAGACCUACCAAUGACAUGUUUAAAGGUGGUCUAAGCAUUUACCAAU